This is a messenger RNA of Arachis stenosperma, 882 nucleotides long. RefSeq names its product photosystem II core complex proteins psbY, chloroplastic. The coding region runs from base 16 to 762 and encodes 248 amino acids. The record is from RefSeq and is a predicted model, not a curated record. Gene Ontology annotation, cellular component: membrane; chloroplast thylakoid; photosystem II. Gene Ontology annotation, biological process: photosynthesis; cell redox homeostasis. NCBI's taxonomy places the organism in Eukaryota, Viridiplantae, Streptophyta, Magnoliopsida, Fabales, Fabaceae. The transcript has a single exon. Gene Ontology annotation, molecular function: manganese ion binding.
GAGAAGAAUCCAGAGAUGACAAUCUCAUUGGUCCAAAAUUCUCCAACUAAGCCUUACCUUCUAAUAUUCCAAAUCCUAGUCACAAUUCAACACUCAAAAGAAGUUUCCACUUCAGGUUCUCAUCUAGCAAGAAAUCUUUCAGGUUCUCAUCAAAUGGCAGCAACAAUAGCAACAAUGGCCAUGGUUAAUGCAAAGUGCCUUAACACAAACUCACCCAAGUUUCCAAAGCCCACAUCUUCUUCUUCAAGGCCUGCUUUUUCCCUCCUUUCCCUUGAGAACCUCCCAAAGGGACUUGCCAACACAAAAAGCUCCAAUCCCGUCAACCUUUCAACUUCCAUGGCAGGAACUGCCAUAGCUGGUGCUAUCUUCUCCACCCUUGGAGCCUCCGACGCCGCCUUCGCGGCACAGCAAAUCGCCGACAUAGCAGACGGCGACAACCGUGGGCUUGCACUGUUGCUGCCCAUAAUUCCGGCAAUUGCAUGGGUUCUUUUCAACAUCCUGCAGCCAGCACUUAACCAGCUGAACCGCAUGAGGAGCAGCAAAGGGGUCAUUGUUGGGCUUGGGCUUGGGCUUGGUGGGCUUUCAGCAUCAGGGAUUUUGUGGACACCCGAGGCAUCAGCGGCAGUUAGUAAUGCUGCUGAUGCUGCGAGUGACAACAGGGGUCAGCUUCUGCUGUUUGUUGUGGCACCUGCAAUUCUUUGGGUUCUUUACAAUAUCUUGCAGCCUGCUUUGAACCAACUCAACAGGAUGAGAUCUCAGUGACUCUCACCUUUUUUGUUCAUGCUUCAUCGAAUGCUUUAUUGUAUCAACUCGCUUGUAACUUUGUAUGUAAUCACUGGAUGAAUGGAUGCUGCAUAUUAUCAAACUUUUCUUUUCUUUCCA